Abrus precatorius (Indian licorice) is the source of this 4115-nucleotide messenger RNA. Its product is annotated as probable sugar phosphate/phosphate translocator At3g11320. The transcript has 4 exons. The record is from RefSeq and is a predicted model, not a curated record. Gene Ontology annotation, cellular component: Golgi apparatus. Bases 237 to 1157 code for a protein of 306 amino acids. Gene Ontology annotation, molecular function: antiporter activity. NCBI's taxonomy places the organism in Eukaryota, Viridiplantae, Streptophyta, Magnoliopsida, Fabales, Fabaceae.
GCGCUACAGAGACAAUAAACAAAUAAAAUGGGAAACAGAAUAAAAGAAAGUGCAGAGAAACGCAGGGAUUGAAGGAGGGAAAUCGCUGUUAACAUACGCGUUUGCGUUUGUUUACCUUUCCAUUAUCCUUCUCAAUUUCUCAUUCCAUUACAAUUCCCAUGAAACAUUCUCAGAUCCCUCUCAGAUCCACUCCGCAAUUACAAUAAUACCCCUCCAUCCACCACCGGAUCGCCACGAUGAAGGGUUCGAGCCGUUUCUUCACGAUCGGUUUGGUCUCCGCAUGGUACUCUUCCAACAUUGGGGUGCUUCUCUUGAACAAGUAUCUUCUCAGCAACUAUGGCUUCAAGUACCCCAUUUUUCUCACCAUGUGUCACAUGACAGCGUGUUCCUUGUUCAGCUAUGUUGCCAUAGCUUGGCUCAAAAUGGUUCCCAUGCAAACGAUUCGGUCCAGGGUUCAGUUUUUCAAGAUCGCUACUCUUAGCCUUGUUUUCUGUGUAUCCGUCGUUUUUGGUAACAUUUCACUCCGUUAUCUUCCCGUGUCGUUUAACCAGGCUGUCGGCGCCACCACCCCCUUCUUCACCGCUGUUUUUGCUUACAUCAUGACGUUUAAGAGAGAGGCUUGGCUCACCUACCUCACUCUUGUUCCCGUUGUUACCGGCGUCGUCAUUGCUAGCGGGGGUGAACCGAGCUUCCAUUUAUUUGGGUUCAUAAUAUGUGUGGCAGCAACAGCUGCACGAGCCUUGAAAUCUGUGUUGCAAGGAAUUUUGCUUUCUUCUGAAGGAGAGAAGCUGAAUUCUAUGAACCUGCUUCUUUACAUGGCUCCAAUGGCUGUUGUUUUCCUUCUUCCUGCUACACUUCUAAUGGAAGAAAAUGUGGUUGGCAUUACAUUGGCUCUUGCCAGAGAUGAUGUGAAGAUCAUUUGGUAUCUGCUAUUUAAUUCAGCGCUUGCUUAUUUUGUCAACCUGACCAAUUUUUUGGUCACCAAACAUACCAGUGCUCUUACCCUUCAGGUACUUGGGAAUGCUAAAGGGGCUGUAGCAGUAGUAGUUUCAAUUCUGAUAUUUAGAAACCCAGUGUCAGUCACUGGAAUGCUAGGUUAUUCACUCACAGUCAUUGGAGUUGUACUUUAUAGUGAAGCCAAAAAGCGAAGCAAGUGAUACUGAUGUUGUAACACAUGAUUAUUGGGAAGUCAGCACUGAAUUCCCUAUAUUUUGUUUUCAUCACUGCACAGACAGCCUCAAGAUUCCAUGAGGUAAAUUUGUUAGCAUGAUCGUGAUCAGAAUCCGGAUGUUUCAGACUAUAUACAAUUUUUUGACUCUACAUGGAAAGCCUCAUUAAACGGGUUCCCCAUUGUAUUAGCUCCUGUGCAGAAAUAGCCCACAGUACAAAAUCUCAAUAAGUGACUGAUCUCUCUACUAUACCCAUAUUGGCAUGUGCGAAGAAUGUAUUUUUGUCAUUUAUUCUUUGAAGAAAGAGUUGUAGAAUUGGAUCUCCACUGAUUUGUUGUUUACAUUGCUUGCAUUUGUUUAUUGAUGGUAAAAUUCGUAAUUUUGCUCAUGGCAAAAUUUGUGUAUUACCCACCCAAAAAAAUUAUGUAGUGUAGUUUUAUUUUUUGAGAAUUUAUCUAUUCAAAACUAGAAAAUUAUACAACUACGUGUAAGAAUCAGCCAGGUAUUCCGUUUCAUUAGGCAAGUAUAUUUGGAUUGGCUUAUCUUGUGUCUAAAACAGCUUAUAAUCAUAAUUUUAGUGAGUUUCUUUUUGUUUAAAAUUUUAACCAAGUCAAAUAUGUCAUGCCUUUGUUUUAUUUUGAGCAAAGGGAAGACAAACUGGGAUGCGCCAGCAGCAUCAUACAUGGAUUACUAGAUUGGUCUACGCCGAUUCCUCCCUGCUUAGUUACAGCUCUAAUCUUUGCAACGAGAUGUUUCUUCGUUUGGAAUUUUCUGCACAUCUGAUUCAUUUCGUUUGCAAUUUUGUUUUUUAGUUUUUAUUAAAAGAUAAGUGCAAGUAUCGAAUGUUUUUGGCAAACCUAUGGAUGCUUUAUGGACUACAAAACUACCAAAAGUGAUUUUAAUAAGCAGAAUUAUAUUAUACGUAAAAGAUACUAGCUAAUUAGAGAAUUUUUCUUUGGCCUUACUUUUUCUUCUUCUGUGAAAUACCCUUUUAUCUAAAUCCAUAUACAUAACUCAUACAAUAUUCUGAAUAUAUGUAUUCUAUGUGAAGAUGCAAUCUUUUAGCCAUUUUGAUAAAUAACUUUAAAUCUCCACUAUUUUCUUUCACAAUGACUUGAAAUCUGAUUAAAAAAUUAAGCUCUUUUUUUUUCCCCUUCAAAGAAUUAUAAAAAUAAAGAAAAAAAAAUGGAAAGUUAUAUGAUACAAAGAUUGAAAAACCAAGCCUUAAAAAAUUAUAAUCUAAUUCUUUUACCAUGAUCUUGUGUUUAACUUAAUAGCAGCUGGUUCUUUGUUUGACAUCUUGAACCCCCAGUCUAACAGUCCUACUUCCAUAUCAAGUGUUUGUUAGGUUGGCAGCCAAAAUCAGUAUCAUACAACGUGACAUACGUUUCAAUGCAAAAUUUAAAAAGCACACAUUUUAAUUAUGUUCAAUGAAUCAAUAUUAAUUUUAACAAAAUUUAAAAUAUCAUCUUGUCCUGUAUUCUAAUCAACCAAUAUUUCACUAUUAAUUUUUAAUGUAAAAAAGAAACUGUUUGGUGUUAAAUUAGACACCAAAUUUCAGUGGAUUCGAAAGAAGGGGUACAUAAUGACCCCAAAAAAACGAAAGAGGGGUACAUAGAAAAAAACGAGGGGGGACAUGAACUUAACUACUUAAGAUAAAACAUCAAGCAAAUCACCUUUUUAUUGCUGAAUGUGCAUUGGAUAAACACAUCACACACUAUAUAUUGCAUACAAGUGACGCCACGCGCAUGUAAAGUAAAUAAGAAGGGAACAAAUCAUGGUUGGUAGAAUCAAAAUGAAAAACACACAAACACUUGCUCCACAGACAAAAAUACAAAGUGAUAAACAGCACCAAGAUUCAAGAUUGUGGAACAGGGGUUGCGGCACGUUUGAUUGAUGCAGACUUAAUAAGAUGAUUAUAGCUCCCCUUUUCCUUAAAAAGCUGGGAGAAAUGGUGCUUGCAAUACAAAACACCCUCAAGGGCUGCAUAAUUUGAUGGCGUUAUGGGACAGCCACCAUGUGAACACUUGAAACAUGAUUUGUGAUAGGCCUGACCUUCUACUGUUACCUACACUCAACACAUGAGAUACACUUAUACAAGAUAACAAGAAAACUUAAAUCUUCUAAUUCAUACUAACUGUGAAGACAAAUAACAAGGACUAAUUAGAAUCAUUAUUCACUCAAUCAGAGAAUUUUAUACAAAUAAAUUUGCUUGAGGUUGGGAAAGUUGAUCAUAAUGAACAGUGAACACUUACUUAUAUGAUAUAACCAGUAUUAUGUAGAAGGGGUGUUUAUGGCCCCUAAAAUGAAUAUCAUCAAAUAAUUUGUUUAUGAAAUUUCUGAAUCCUACCUUUUCCAAUGGAUAAGCAGUUUUGCCACAUGUAGCACACUUUUCUUGGGUCCCAGAAAACAUGCUAGCAGCUUUACUAGGGGACCUUGUCUAAACAAAAGAUGUCAACAAUAAGCAGAAAUAUCAAAUGCCAUAGACCCUUUUGUAAAUUGCUCAAUCACAAUGAAGUUUCAAAAAUACAAUUUUAUGAUUUUUACCAGCUCAGGAGUCGUCUUGUCGGCUUGCUUUGCAACUAUUCAAAUUGAAAUCAUCACCAAUUAUAUUGGUAACCAAUUAAAAAAUCACAAACAUUCUCUAUCUUUGAAGAAGAAGGAAUAGAAGACAUACUUGACUGGAAGUUCUUCUUGAAAGUGCCUGUCUCUUUAAAGAGCUGCUCAUAAUGAGGCUUACAGUAAAGAACACCUUCCAUGGAGGAAUAGUUGCUCAGCUGAAACAUGAAGAUGAUGAAUAACCAUGGGUCUAAACAGUGAAACUUAAAUACUCAAAAUUUAAUCCAAAAUCUGUUCAAUAUAAUAAGAACUGAUUAAUGUCAUUUCACAAACCAAGAAACCUUAUCCAAUAUCAUUAUUUUCUUGUGGGAAUCUUUAAGCAAGUAU